Hymenoscyphus albidus is the source of this 3607-nucleotide messenger RNA. Lineage: Eukaryota; Fungi; Ascomycota; Leotiomycetes; Helotiales; Helotiaceae. The record is from the annotation of a GenBank genome assembly.
AUGCCCUUCACUAUCUCAUCGCCUUCCUCGUUGGGCCAAUUUAUCUGACAUGCCUCGAGCAUGCCUAUUUUCUUCCGAGUCAUUCAUAUCCCCAACACAUUCAUCUCGUCGUUCCGACUCCGAAUCAGAACCAGAACCCAAUUCUAGCCAACCCGAACCAGUCAAUCACUUAGCUUGGUACGGAGCUGGGAAAACAAAACAACACGGUAGCCAUGUAUGUCACCGAACCGUCGGUUGCACAACGGGGCAUGUAUAUGUCGAUACCCCUGGUAUAAGUCAAAAAGGUACCAUUCAGAAGAUGAAGCCUCGCCAAUUUUCACCAAUGAAUGCUGUGGUACAAGGUCGGUUUGGUAGCGCGUUUACGGAUUUUUGCUGUCAACGGCGGGAUUAAGGUUAAGUAUAGAGCACAGCAGGACGCCAUUGACCGCCUCUCCACGCCAAAACUACACCCAAAUCUUCCUUGAUGCAGUUGAUAUGCAACUCAGACGUAGAUCGGUAGUCACGCCUCAUUGGGGCGUUUUGCGGUGAACUGGGUAUGUACAACUCGGCAGGAACUAGUCCGGUUCUUCUAUACGCAUGGCGCUCUCACAUCCCUCACAAGACUUGCCACGCCAUGUGCUCCUCGCACGACGAUGUAUGACAGUGAAUCUAUUUGAGAGGUGAAGAGAUUCGACGUCAGUCUGUUUAAGGCUAAGGGACGGGCCACGCUGGCCGUGAAUCACAAGGGAUUUAGUUAUUGUGAGAGCUUCUUCAGGAAGGCAACCGACAUCCUCCAAGCUCCCUUUCCUGGCGGCAACGGUACGAUGCAGGUAUGUUGUGCGGACAGGGGAUGGAAUACAAUCCAAAGUGGAGAGCCAGAAGUGUCAUUUGACUAGGAAGUAAUGUUGAGAUGAAUGAGCUGGGUCUACCUGGAUGGAGUGGGAGUCAACAGAACAUAAAGACUGGGUAAUGCACUUGUUUCUGUGACCCAUAAGUCAGUCUCCUAUCACUCCUCUUGACCUCCUUUGAGUCAGGCGGCCAUUGCUCGCUCUCGAUAGUGAAUAACUAUAACCUCACCUUCACUCUUUACCUUGUGCUCCCGAGUUAUGUUAUAGAUAGUAUCUAGAGUAUGUUUUUUUUUCUGUUAUGAAACACAAAUUUGCAACGAAGGAUCCAAGCGGUCUCCACUUUAGAGUCCGUGCUGACAAGUGGCUAGUCUUGACUAUGAUGUUCCUCGCAGCUUUCCUCAUCACCUUGGGAGUACUCCUAACCCAGAACUCUCACGGUACAUUGGCAAUGGCAUCAAAUCCCGUAGGAGGAUGUUGGAGAGAUACUCCGUGUACCGGCCCUGCUACUGCAGCAUUUCCAGGAAGCUGGGACAAAUACAAUUAUUCGCCCACCAGCCGAACCCUCGCACCUGCCAAAAUAUACUCGGCCACCAAGCAAUACAUCGCAGACUAUCCCUUCCCGCUGAAUUUCAAGGGCAACAAUCAGAUUCUGAUUUUUGAUUUUGGUGUGGAAACCGGCGGCAUAGUGCACAUCAACUAUGCGGCCAGAGGAUCCGGGCAAUUGGGUUUGGCAUUUUCCGAGGCGAGAAAUUGGACCGGGACAGACUCUGAUAGUACCAAUGGCUCUUUUCAACCAGACGGUGCCAUCUAUGCGGAUAUUACGCCUACUACCGAGGCAAACUAUACCAUGCCAAUUGACAAAAUCCGGGGUGGAUUCCGAUACUUGACUGUCUUCACUAAAUCCAAUAACGCUGCUGGCCAUAUCGAAGUCGACAUUUCGGAUAUCUAUGUGGAAAUCGGUUAUCAGCCUGCAUGGUCCAACUUGAGAGCUUACCAAGGAUAUUUUUCUUCGAGCGACGAUUUGCUCAACAAGAUUUGGUACGCUGGUGCUUUUACCCUCCAAACAAAUGCAAUUCCACCGAGCACUGGGCGCGUGUUUCCCAUUUUGAAUGGUGGAUGGGAGAACAAUCAGCAGUUGAAUAUCGGGACUAACGAUCCUACGAUAUAUGUUGAUGGGAGCAAGCGGGAUCGAACUGUCUGGCCGGGAGAUCUCACAAUUGCUAUCAUCAGUAUCUUGGUCAGCACCGGUGAUACUGCUGGAGUGAGAAAUACCCUGCAGGUCUUGUACAAUGAUCAGGUGAGUUUCACGUGCCGUUUCUCGUUUUCAUCAUGGCUGAUUGUAUAGGCUGUCGAUGGCGGUCUCCCAUUUGCAGGCCCCGGUAUCAACAUCUACAAUUCUGACACAUAUCAUAUGGCCACUCUCAUUGGUACACAUGACUAUUUCUUGUAUACCAAUGAUAAGGCCUGGUUGUCCGGAGUUUGGGAUAGAUACAAGAAGGCCAUGGCUUUCAUCACUGCAAAAGUCGACAACACAGGUUCCAUCUACGUUACUGGAACGGAUGAUUGGGGUCGCGUUGGCCAAGGUGCUCACAACACAGAAGCUCAGAUGAUCAUGUACAAAACUUUGGUCACUGGAAGCUCGUUGGCUACCUGGCAGGGAGAGGCCGAUUUGGCAAAGAAAUGGACGGACCAAGCUGCUACAAUCAAGGGACAGAUUAACUCGGUCUAUUGGGAUGCUUCUGCUGGGUAUGUUGAAUAUCAUUUUAUCACUUUUGAUAACCCACACUAACCUCUUUCAGCGCCUAUAAAAACAGCGAUGUAGAUGCCAGCAUCUACCCUCAAGACGCCAACAGCAUGGCACUUGCUUUCUCUGCCGCAGAUGCUUCCAAGAUGGGCACGAUCUCCAAAUCUCUGACCAAGAACUGGGGCCCCAUCGGCGCAGUCUGUCCCGAACUUCCCAAAAACAUCGUCGCCUUCGUCCAAUCCUUCGAGAUCAAAGGCCAUCUCAUAGCCCGCCAAGCCUCACGAGCAUUAGACCUCAUCCGUCGUUCCUGGGGAUGGUACCUCAAUCAUCCCGAUGGAACAGGAAGCACAACCAUCGAAGGCUAUCUCGCGGACGGCACCUUCGGGUACCGAUCCGAAUACGGCUACGCCAAUGAUUACAGCUACACCUCUCACGCUCACGGAUGGGGAACGGGUCCUACGGAUGCUCUCACCUCACUCGUUGUGGGAUUGCGAGUCACGCAACCAGCAGGUUCGAGUUGGGAACUUGCACCUCAGUUUGGUGACUUGUCACAUGCGGAGGCGGGCUUUGUUACGCCCCUAGGAAAAUUCGCUGCUUCGUGGACGUUGUUCAAUGGAGGGUACUCUCUCGGAUGGAGUGCCCCAGCAGGUACGAAGGGAGCCUUGGUCUUACCAGGGAAUGGCAGCGCGCAGCCCAAGGUCGCUGUCGAGGGCGGAAUGGUGAAGACGGAACAGGCGAAAUUCGAUGGAGAUUCGUCCACGUUGAUCAUGGAGGUCGAAGGGGAUGGGAAUAUCCGGGUUACCUUUUAGGUACGGAAAGAGAUGACUUUGCUUUCUUGCUUUGGGUUUGGGUUUCUUUUCAUGUUGUCAUAGGGAUUGAGAUGGGGAUGGAGAAUAGGGGUUAUACAGUACAUCUCCACCAGGCGAAUACGGGAUAGGUAUUUGAGGCCCUUUUGGGAGCUCUUCUUUUAGUGUUUUUCGGUAACUGACUGAGAUACCCCUUCAUUGAUACAAUGGACCAUGCAUGAUUUUUCUCG